AUGACCAGGGCGACGAUCGCCAGCAUUACCCGCAGCGGUGAUUGGCUUGCGGAAGGAUACCACAAGUUCGGUCAGAAUGGUCGGUCAUAUAUCAUUCCUGAUGCGUCUGGUCGAAACGAGAUUGUCAUUCCCUCAGAGAAGUUGCGAUGGCUCACAAAUCAGCCGGACGACGUGUCUUCCGUCAGAGCAGCUCACUACGACAUGCUCCAAGCGGAUUACAACUUUACCGACCCUUAUCUCAUUCAGAGCGUGUUCCAUGAACGUGUCAUCCACAAGAACCUUGCGAGGAAAGUUGACCAUAUCAUUCCAGAUAUCUACGAUGAAAUUGCUGCGAGCGUCGACGACAACUUUGGGCUCAAUACGGACAAAUGGACCGAGCUUCCUGUAUGGGACAUCGCCAUUAACAUGUUCGCCAGGAUUAGCAACCGUUUGUUUGUAGGACUGCCUCUCUGCCGUGACAAGGAUUUCUUGAAGCAAAGCACGGCCUUCGCCAUGGACGUUGUCACUGCCGUCGCUCUGCUACCAUUUUUCCCAAGUUGGAGUCUGCCGGUCGUUGCUAGACUCAUGACAAUUCCAAAUCACUUCCACUACUGGCGAACCAGUAAACACACAAUGCCCAUAAUACUACAGCGCCUCAAAGAUAUCACCUCAAACGAUCCAAAAUUGGACAUUCCUGAAGAUUACAUUACGUGGCACAUCAGGACCGCUCUUGCUGAAAGCAAGCAGAAAGAGCUCGAGCCGGAAAUGAUUGCAAAGUUUAUCAUGCCCAUCGAGUUUGCAGCUUUACACACAACUGCGCUGACCUCGACAAUGCUUUUGUUUGAUCUGUUCAGCUCCGACCCUGUGAUGGGCUUCGUGGAAGGAAUUCGCGAAGAGGCCGAGCGUCUGUUCGAGGAGUGUAAUGGGAAGUGGAACAAGCCCACCCUGGCAAAGAUGUUUCGUGCCGAUUCUGCUAUCAAAGAAAGCAUGCGGCUGUCUGUUUUCACCUCUAGAGGAACGACACGCAAGAUCGUCGCCAAAAAUGGUUUGCACAACGACGAGGAAGGCUGGACGGCCCCCUUUGGCUCAUUCAUAUCUGUGGACUUGGUGAACCGCCAUCACGACCCUUCCAUAUUCGAAAUCCCUGAUGUCUAUGAUGCAUUCCGUUACUCCAGACCACGGGAGCAGUUCGAAGCCGAGCAUCCCGACAAGAAAGAUUCCGACGAGUUUCUGAAGAUGCGGAACCUGAGUUUGACCUCGACUGGGGAAGACUUUCUCUCCUUUGGUCAUGGACGCCACGCAUGUCCUGGGCGCUUUCUUGUGCAGCAUGAGUUAAAGAUGAUGCUUGCGUACAUCACGAUGAACUACGAGAUUCCGUUAUUGGCGAAGCGACCGGCAAACCAAUGGCUCGCAACAAGCAUCAUUCCACCUACCAAAGCUACGCUCAAGGUGCGAAGGAGAGCGGUCUGA
Messenger RNA from Ramularia collo-cygni, 1449 nucleotides. RefSeq names its product related to cytochrome P450. The record is from RefSeq and is a predicted model, not a curated record. Bases 1 to 1449 code for a protein of 482 amino acids. Lineage: Eukaryota; Fungi; Ascomycota; Dothideomycetes; Mycosphaerellales; Mycosphaerellaceae. Gene Ontology annotation, molecular function: iron ion binding; oxidoreductase activity, acting on paired donors, with incorporation or reduction of molecular oxygen; heme binding. The transcript is spliced from 4 exons.